Messenger RNA from Knipowitschia caucasica, 546 nucleotides. Lineage: Eukaryota; Metazoa; Chordata; Actinopteri; Gobiiformes; Gobiidae. The record is from the annotation of a GenBank genome assembly.
AUGGAGGCUAAGCUCACUGACCAGGAGGCCCGCGCACGGAGAGAUAACCUCCGCAUAUACGGCAUCCCAGAGGAAGCAGAGGGAACUAAUAUUAUUGUCUUUCUGGAAAAUAUGCUUCGUGAUUCUCUCGCCUUUCCGCCUGAAACUGAUUUAAAGAUAGAAAAGGCACAUCGAGCCCUGGCCCCGAAACCUGCUGGAGGACUGACACGGCCACGCUCAAUCAUAGCCAAGUUUUCCAGCUUCAGGGUCAAAGAAGAAGUUAUAAGGAUUGCCUGGCAGAAGAAACAAGUGAUGUACAAGGACACGCGAUUCUACGUUGACCAUGAUUACCCUCCGCUGAUUCUAAAGAAACGCACCGAAUACAACCAGGCCAAAAGAGUCCUCAAAGAGCACAAUAUAAAGUUCCAAACUCCCUAUCCUGCAAAAAUGAGAGUGUUUUAUAACGAGGAGACCCGCUUGUAUCAGAGCGCGGCGGAGGCGACAGUGGACAUGGCUGCAAGAGGACUCCCGGUGACCGUGAUCCCGUCUACCGUCGAUCCCUACUAG